UACUGAAGAUUAGAUAAAAUUAGAUAAAAUCAUGCUCAGUCAUACAAAUCAAAUCAUCCUUUAGAAGUUCUUCUGUAUUGUUAACCUACUUUAUUUACUAUUAAAUAUUAUUCCUAGUACCCAGCUCAGAAUCAAAAAUUUUCAGUAAUGAUCAGUAGAAGAAUGUCUUCCUCCCCUUUACCUCCUCAGCUGACCAGUUCUUGUGGACCCCUGCUCUGGGUACCUGGCUCUUCCCACGAUGUUCUUGAAACACCUUCAGUGCUUGGCACCAUGAACUCUGCUCCCAGUGCUGGGCACAGCCACUACAUGGAUCCAGUCUCACAUGCACAACACAGCCCAGGCAGGACACAUGAGCAGCACCAGCAGGGAGGAGCUGCACAAGAAGCCAGAAGACUGUGUGCUUCAUGAGAGCACAACGUGGGGAGAAACUGGUAACAGAGGUGGAGAGGUGGGAGCUGCACUGAGCAUUCAUCCCAGCUCAAGGCCUCCCUCACGUAUCUCCAUUGUGAAUCUCAGGAGAAAGUGCCUUUGAAGGCUUGCAACCAGCCCCCCAAAACAAUGACAAUGAGAAAAGUUCUUCCUGCAUCCAACUAUUUUUAUUGUACUUUUAACGUACACACAGCAGAUAUAUUUCCUGCUACGGAUUUUUCCUAAGCUGGUUGCCAAACAUGUAGAAUAUUGUAGCCUUGGGGCUCGACUAGAUCUUACCUUUUUUUAUUAUUCAACUCACAAAACAGGAGAGCCCUUAAAAGAGAGGUUGCGAGCAGGUAUCCUGGCUCAGUGCGUUGCUUGCUGCCAGCCUUUGCCUGUGGAUUCUGUUCACUGAAAUGCUUCUCAUGUGAUUCCCAGUGGGUUUCAAAGCGUACGAUGAGAAUACUUUUAUCUUUAUUACCUCCCUCCUACCAUUCAAAAUCUCCCAGUUGCUUUCUCUUUCUUUCCUGAAUAAAGCUGGAACUUUAUAAAUCACUAUGUGAAGAGAAAUACCAAGAGAGAAAUAAAGACCAAUAUUGAUAGAGUGCAGCAAUUUCAGGGGAAAAAAAUAUUCGCAAUCAUCUGGCUAAGAGAAAAGAGCAAAAUUAGAUUACUUAUGUCUGACUUCAGUUUCUGAUACUGUUUUUUUCUGUUUUCAGUUUCUGAUACUGAUAUUGGAAAACCUGUUAAGCCCUCAGGAGCAGAUCCAUUGGCCUCUGCCACAAACCUUAACAGGCUCCACAGAGAAAAAAAGGCAAAUGCAAUAGUUCCAGAAUUACCGUACCCAGUUAAGUGCUGUGGGUACCAUAGCACUCUUCAAAUGCAAGCAUACAUUUCUUCUUUCUCUUUAAGAAAAGAGCUAGAAAAGCUAAGGCUGUAUUCUGGGGCUGUUAAAGAACACUGAAGUUGUUAUGGUUCAGUCAAACCCCACUCCUAACCGUGUCCGGAGAUAUACAACACUGGAUUAAGUCAGCAGUGACUAGUGAUGUAGGGAUGAGCUAGAAAGGCCCAAUUCAGUGACAGCAAGAACCAGUUUACCUGCCUGAGAAGCAAAACAUCUCAAGCUGACCAGUCAUGCGUUAUCAACAACCAAAACCCACUCUUGAAAAUUCACCACCUCCCCAAAUUUUCUGUGCUCAAACAGCUGACACCACUUGUGAGGGAAGUGGACUUGGUUCAGUCAAAAAACAGGGUGGCGAGUCGAUUUUUUUCUCUCCAAAUCUCUGUUAAAACACUCAUCUAUAUUUGAAAUCUCUAAAUCAUACACUGGAUUAAUAAGCGUACCUGUUCAUGUGCUUAAGCAGAGCAUAAGGAAGCCACACAAUUAGCACACCAAGCUGAUGAGAGAACUGAAUUGAUAUACCUGUGACGCCCUCCCAGAACAGUUCAUUCUGGUUUGGGUACUGCUACCAGCAACGAGGCAUCCUUGUGUCCAAGGCGAAAACACAGCUUGCUCCCACACUGUGAAUCAAAUGAUGGGCAGAUUUAAAUAAUGUCAUGGGGCAUAAACCUCCAGAUCCCACUCCUUUGCUCUCAUCUCCUUCUUGCAAAGAAUUUUACAUCUUAAUCAUUAAUUGCUCUUAGGUAAUGUAAGAAAAAAGGCAGACGUCUGAAGAGUAGUUUAAAAAUGAGGUAGCCAUGUAACUUAAUCUAACAUGUUUUUGAAGUUUUUGAUCAAAACUAAUCCCAAAAGAGCCCUGGGAAUCUCAGCUCUUGACUUCCCUGGCAAUUGAUGCUUAGUUGUGAGCCAUGGAAAUACCCAUAUGACAGCGUAAAUAUCACCUGGUCUCCUGGCAAUUCCCAUCACUCACUCCUUGACACCUAAUGUCAACCAGGCUUAUGCAAGUAACUUCACAGAGCAGCACUCCUCUCGUAGACUGACCAUGGGACUUUCACUCGGGUAAAGACAAGCAAAGUUAGGGGUCUACUUCUAGUAACAAUAACACAGCUGCAUGCUGUUAAAGCAGUUGGUGGUUAAGUGAGAACUAAUAAAUAACGGUAUGUCCUGCCUGUUGCAGUGGAAUGCAAUAGCGGGAGGGGGGGCGGGGGGAGCAGGCAGAGCUGACAGCACUCGGGAGACUUCGUUUGCAUUACCCAAAGGUCAAGAAUCACAGCCACAGUUUACAGCUUCAGUAUGCCAGUAUCACUUUUAAAAUGAGAUCCCCUGUAGUAUGAGAAACAUCGUGAUGAACUAGCCAAGAGGAUUCCUGUUUUCUACCACGGAUAUCUCCAAACCUGGGCCAUAAUGUCACUUGUUCCAAACAAUCUUUUGCAUCAGGACCUUUAAAAAUAUGGAAUAACAAUAUAGCUGAGCAUGACUUUGACGGAGGCAUUGAAGAUAUGCUAGUUGCUUUAGCUAAUUGAUAGAUUUUAAAAGAUGCAGUAUUUGCCUAAUACAAGGUAUUUCCCCCACUGAAUAUUUAAAAAAAUCUUUACAGUAAAAUACUUAAAAAAUACUGAGAUAGGCCUGUUUCCUCAGAUCUAAGCCUGAUCCUGAAUUACAACACUUCAAAGCAAAUAAUGAAAUAUUGUAUUUAUUUUAUACAUAAACUGUUUUUUUCUGCAUUUUCUCUUUCUAUAUGUAGGUUUUACUGUGUUUGAAUGUUUCCUAAAACUUCCUGUCUGUUUACUGCUCCUUCCUUGAAUUAUGAUUUCGGAAACUAAGACUAUUCUUUUUUUAAGUUGCAAGACUUAAAAUAUAAUGACAAUAAUUAUCAACUCUGUUCAGAGUUAAAUGUAAACUUUCAACGAUCCUUAAAAAACCUGUGGUUGGUCAACUAUAUGCAUCAAUGGCACAACCAUAUGGUUUAUACUCUGUAUUGUCAGAUCUUAAAUAAAACUUGUAGAUUGUAAAGUUAAUAAAGGAGAACAAAGAGGUGCACACCUGGUAAUACCUGGAAGUAAAUGCACUUUAAACAGACCAAUGAUGAAGCCAACACUCAAAGUUAUUCAUUCAGAUCUGCUCUGUACUGCUCUAAUUAACCAGAACACACUGUCUCUGAAAGGAAAAAUCUUCAGAAAACUGAAAAUUCUUUUUUCCUCUCCUAUUUGCCACCUUCAAAUCUGAGAAACAGAUUACAAAACCAAUAAACAGAAGCAUGCAGUUAAUUUUAACAGAAAAAAAAAUGAAAACCAUAACAUAUGGGAACACUGCCUUAUUAAUAGGUGGAGGAUGGAGAUUGGAUUAUACCUCUUAUCUCUUGUUCUGUAAUAUAUAAUUUGUCUAUACCAAAUUGUGCUUUUAGUUGGUUUUUUUUUUUUCAUUUGUUAUUUCUUCCUUGUAGAUGUUUAAAAUACAUCUAUCAUCUAUCACAUUACAUCUAGGUGUCUGAUUUCAGGUUCUCCUAUUCUGGUAUGGCUCCCGUCCGUCUCAUAUUGCAAAGUUAUGUGAAGACUUUAAAUUCCUCUUGUCCAAUGUUCUGCUCAGGGACAGGUUUCAGUAGCAGCCAAUACUGUCAUAUUGUUGAAGCCAUAAAACUAUUUCUUGGUAAGCUGUAAACUAAGAUAUGUGAGCAAGUUGGAACCUUAAAGUUAAAUUGCUCAUAAUAUUAAAUAAUUUUCUUAUCAGAAAAAGGUAACCAUUCACUGACAAAGAGAUAUGAUCAAUAUAAACUUGGAUAGCAACAUAUUUAUAGGUAGCUUUUAAAGGCUAUCUCAUUUUCAGGAUCUUCAGAAAUUUCCUCAUAAUGCAAACGGCACUGAAUGCCUAAUGCAAAUGAUUUCCUGCAGAUGUCUGCUUACACUUUUAAAUGAAAUCGCUUCAUUACUGCUUGUUAACUUGUUUCUGUUCACUCCCUACAGACAUUCAGAUACAAGACUUAUUAAUGCUUGAAGGUACAAUGGGACUAAAAGCAUCUGAACUUACAUUCACUUUCUUUUCCCCUAUAAAUUUGAUUAAACUGCAUGGAUUCCUUGCAGGCAUCUAGCUCCCAAGGAAAGCCGUGGGUACUAUAUGCAAAAGUAGGAAGAGAGUGUCAAAUGCUUUGAGGCUUUACAUCCUGAUCUUAGUUUUCUUCUUCUGUAAAGUGAAGACAACUUUAGAAGAGUAAGAUAUUCAAGACAGCAAGGAGUUUUGUCACGUCAGUAGCAGGGCUUGUAUAGGAACUUGAAGAUAGAUGUAUGCAUUUGCAUCCUGAGUUGGGUUUCUCUCAGCUCUAGCAGCCAGGUCUCUCUGCCAGACUGCGACAUGCUGAAUUCUCAUCUUCAGCCAGUUCUACAGGGCUGUUUUCUAUUAUUUGGCUGGCUUGCACUCAAGUCCGUCUCACCUAGAGCGAGAGGAGCUCUGGGGCUAUGCUCUACAAUUCUUUACAGCUGCUGCUACUGGAUAGUGGGUCUUCCCUCUCCUCCCGUUACCCUUCCACAACUAGGAGUCUUUCAACCCUGACUCUGACUAGGGCUUUGCUGGGUUCUUCACAAAGCAGAGCUGUCAUGAUAGCUCAUGAAUAAGCCCUGAUCUCUCAUAUUGUUGAACACUGAAAUGACACAUAAUGAAAUGUAGAUUCAAGACUCCCUUUUAAUUACAUAGGGAUAGUUUUCUCAGUACAACAGAAUUUCACCAAAAAAAGACUAUGGCUAUAUACAGGAUGCAAUCACAACAAAUGGCACCAAUGAAAGCAUAGACUGCCUUCUGUUAAUGGCCGGCCAGAGAGGACCCAGUAGUCCAAAGGCUCAGGAGCGGUCACUUUCUCAGGACUUAGACACCUGGAUUGUACAUGAAACUGCAUGCUGAACGGGACACAGCUGCUCGUUACUGUUGCUAGAAGUGUUAUGUUUGACGUGAACUCCAAAAAUAAGGAAAUCCAGAACUCUAACCCUAUGGCCAGGUUUUCUGUCAUCACUGGCAACAUAUGAUGUUCUUACACAGCAUACUUUAACAGCAUCAUGAUGAAAAGAAAAUUCAGUCUUAAGGUUCCUAUCGAUAAUAGCAGCUGGUAAUACUUUACAUGAAACACAGCUUGUUCUUGUUAUUCACCGCUAACUCUGAGGAGGAAGAUAGCAUCUUGCAUAGACUUACAAUUGGUUGAAAAUUAAAUUCCAUGUUUUAAGGCAUCAAAAACAUUGAAUAACUUAUUUCAAUGUCUGACAAAGUAAAGUAAUGGAUGAAGGAUAUGGUCCUACUUUUAAAAUAAGCAUCCUUAAAAAAAAAAAAAAAGACAAACUGGUCUCCCAGAGGCCGUUAAUAUUUCGCAGCAUGACAGAAAAUAAAAGAAUUUUAAAAUAGUACAUAACUAUACAAAGAAUAAUCCAUUGAGGGGGGAAAGAAACCUUCCACACAACAAAAACAUCCCAAUUUUUACCACUGUCAUUGGUGGCCUCUCAGCUGGUCCUUCAUAACUUUGGAUUUAGGAAAUCAGAGCUAUUAAGUGAAAUGCAGCAACUGAAAAACAACAACAAGGUCCUAGGAACAUGUACAGUCUUGUCUAGAGGUUCAGAUAGAUUAAAAUCCCAGAACUGUAGGCAGCCAGGUGCAAGGAAAAGGGAGUUUACAACUUUCAAAUGAAGCAUCGAUCCUGCUCAUCUAUUUACUUUCUCCAGUUGCUAUAUCUCCUAUAUACCUUCUGCAAGAAAUGGUCUCUCAACUCUGACUUCAAGCACGGUUUUUAAACUUGUGAAAGCCCACGACACAGUCAGUCUCACCACGCCUUGCUGUGCAUUGGAGUAUACUUUGUGACCCUGUCAGGUACGGAAGACACAUAGAAAACAUGGUCCAUACUCAGGCCACCUAAAACAUACCUGUCCCCUAAGGGCUGGCUUUUUAAGUGCCAGUAGGGAGAUUAGGCACAGAAAUUUAGGUGUAGCCUUGGCCUGUUAUUCCACUAAGAAUUAAAAUUAAAAGCUAUGAAGUAAUAAAUUCUAUUUUUAAUGCAGUAAAACAUUUGUAAAGUAUGCAGCCCUCCAAGUAUGAAUCUCAGUGGAUGACUCAGGAAUUAUUUAUACUUCUCUUAUGAUUAACUUCUUGCUGGCAACAUCAUAUAAAAUAAGGCACCAUUCAACACUUUCAAGGCAACAUCAUUGUACACCUUAAAAUUAAGCAUCAUAAAUAUAGUUAUCCUCAGAAUAAUUACAUUAAAGUUUCACUGGCACUUUGGAGAAGCCUGUGAUGUUAUAACUUCAGCUUAAAAUAGUGACCACUUUAAACAUUUGUUUAACAUAUUGUCAUGCAAGAUGGAUUUAACAGUAGUUUAGAUCUGUAAUCUGGGCGUUUUUCAUUAGUCUGUAACUUUUUGUUGUCAUUUAUUUAAACUAUGUAAACAUUAGGUCUGUAGAACUAUGACCAGUACACCGAGGUCAAGUCCAUUAAAAAAAAAAAAAAAAAAAGAGGCUCUUUAUUAACAAGUUCUUUGAAAUGUGCUGUAAUUUCCAAACAUUCCUCAAGAAUGCAAUUCUUUUCUAAUGCCAUGACUUUCAAAACAACUUCUUGCAAAGACUGCAUGAAAGUAAAAGUGUUCAAGAACCUCAACUGUAAUUACAGUAAUAAACCUAGCAGAGGCCUUUGUAAAAAGGACAGUUACAAACAAUUUUGAUUUUACAAAUUACAUUAAACCAAACUUAAUGUGUUGGGUUUUGGUUUUUUUUUUUUUUUUUUUUUUUUUUUUUUUUUUUUUUUUUUUUUUUUUACAGCAAAGUAGCAGUCUUUGGAAGAUCACAGAAUCACAGGAUGGUUGAGGUUGGAAGGGACCAAUGGAGGUCAUCUGGUCCAACCCUCAAAGAUAGGCAAAAGCAGCAGAUGCUACACCUCUUGAUACUGAUCAGGUGUUGGGGUCUUUUUUUUUUUUUUUUUUUUUUUAAAUUUUUAUGCCAUAUGCAAAAUUCAUUGAAAUAGUACAAAUUUAACUGGAAAUCCACAUAAAAAUAAAUAGCAAUAUCUCUCUAUCAAAUUGAGUGUUCUUAUUAACUGAGUCUACUUUAUAAUUACCUGCUAUUUUCAAUUGUGAUUCCAAACGUGGACUAGAUGGGACAUCUAUGAAAUAUGAAUCAAAUUGCAAGAACACUGGAACAGGGAUUAAAAAUCAAAUUGGUCAUGACAAAUUGAAAAACUUAUCUGAACCAAUUAGAACACAAAUAACAACAAAGAUGGUCACAUAUGAAGGAACAGUCAGCUCUGUGAAUACAUACAGCUAUUCAGCAGGAAAGUCUUCGGCAACUUUGGGGAUUACAAGUAGAAUAUGAACGAGGAGCACAACGUACAAGACAUCUGUUCCUUUUCCGCACCAUGGCAAACAAACCAGAAUACCAUCACCAUUCUGGGCAUCGCACUUGAGGAAAGAUGCAGACCUAGUGUACGUUGCCCAGAAGCUGGCAAGAGUGUGAUGAAGGAUCACAAAAACACAAGAAAAGUCCGGAAGGAAGAUUGAGGAGGAGUACAGCAGUCUUCACAAAGAAAGGCUGCCUCAGAAAGGGUAGGGAUUUGUCUGUUCUUGGCAGCGACAGGGCCUUAAGGUGCUGUGACAUAGGUGAAGGUUAAAAAUGAUUUAUUUAAGCCAGUUAACCCCUGGAAUAGAUUGUCUAGGCAGAGUGGGGAGUAUGUACUGCUGGUAGUCGUUAAGAACAGGUAAACCAGGAACCUGAACACAUGCAGGUAGAGCUGAUCCUACCUUACAACAGGCAUCCCUGUUGGCCUUACAGUCCAUGACUGUCUUUCCACAGUUACUUAAGUUUCACUGCACUCCUUCCCUGGCCUCACCUCCUGCCUCUGUAUUUAGCUUUCAUCUCAUUCCUAAAGCCCUGACCACCCCUAUACUCAAGAAAUCACAUGGAAUGAUAUAAUGAGCUGCUGUCAUACUCCUGUUCGCAUAUGUAUUAUUCUCUUCUUUCACUUGCAUCUUCUUUGUAUCUUAGGGAACAUACACCACCCUGUGAGCAUGCAUGCAUGAGUAUAUGUACUUUUUAUACACAAGAAGCUCCCAUUCCUGAUUAGCCUUAAAAUGCCACCAAAAUAAAUGUUUGUAAUACAUGCUUCUUAAUCAAGUUGCAUCACAAUGUCUUUUCACAGUUAUGAUGCAGUUGGUAGUAACCAAGAUCGUACAGUCCACAGAGGCGACACAUUUCUUUCUAAAAUAAAUACAUGAAGAAAUACCUAAUAGCAACACUAACUUACAUUAUAUCAUCAGUUUUGAAGAGGCAAUGACCCCACAGAUUAAUGAGGAAUUCUGCCUAGAAGUCAAAGGUAUGAUAUAGUCUUACAUUAUUAAACAAGAGCUAGAUAUGAUAUAACCUACUUCAAAGAGCUCGGCCUUUAAUAGAGAGAAGGCGGCAGAAUACCAAGAGUCCAUAUUUAUCUCUGACGUAACACCAACGAAGCCAGCAGAAUUCCUUGAAGUUCAGUAUGCCUCAGAGCACCGUAUGGCAAGUGUCGCAGGUCACCCUGUAAGCUGCAAGGUAUGGAUGGAAAAAGCAAUGACAUCUUGCGUUCCUAUUUAGGAAAUAUACUAAGAAAUGAAGUAUCACAGGAUGGUAUCUCAGAAAAUGUCUGCUUAUUAUUAUCUAACAAUUGAUGUAUCAAUUCACUAAAAAAUUUUACAAAUUCAAGUAUGAACACACUCCAGGAAACUGAAUUUUUUCUAUAUUGUAUGUAGUAAACAUAAUUAUGCUGUAAGUAAUACAUAGGCAAACACCAAGUUUUAUAUACAACUGUCUUGAAAAGCAGUCAGGAAUUAAAUGGGUUAUACUUUAUUCUUUCAAAAUCCUAAAACUAUGAGAUCAGUCAUCCAUCUGAUCGAGUCAGACUUACCAUAUUAAUCCCCAGACUAGAGAGAGUGACUCCUUCAUCCUUAGCACUGACACCAAACACGAUAGUGUUCCCAGACCCCCCUGAAGGUAUGUUCUAAAUAGAUGGACAUUAAUAGAUAAUGACUGGGAACAGAGCACAUAAACACCUUUUAAAAAAUUAACAAAGCUGAAUUUCCUUGGACAUAUGAGCAGUAAGAAGAAUUCACCUAGCACCUUUGUAGAAAAUGCAUCUAAAAAAUUCUCAUUCAUAGCCUGCUUCUGGUUUUACACUCCUUGACGUGGACCGCUAUUUACUUGUGAUGAUGAGGAGUCUCUACUCUGGCCAAAGCUGUUAGCAACUGCCAGCACUUCACAUUUAUCAGAUUCAUACACUCCGUUCAGUACAUCUAACCCAAGUUCUGCACUUCUAGAAGAACAAGACCCUUGGCAAUAAAUUGAGAACUGAACAGCCCCAGGCAAGGGGGCACUAAAGGAGCUGUUAAUUUCCCACUAUUUGCAGCACAGGUCUGUGUCACCCUGUUUGCAUCAUGCAUCAUUCAUCUGCUGUGAUGAAAUGCAACCCUGCGUUUUAAAAAAAGACCUCCGUAACACUGAGGAUACUGUAUCUUUGUGAGAAGUGUUUCACAUAUUUUCCAUGGGCACAAACUGCUCCUGCUGCUAUUUAAAUCUCUGUCGCUCUCUUCAGAGGGCAUUAUUCACUUCAGGAAGUUCAUUCAGAAGGUGCUUAGCAUAAGAAGGGGAAAAGCCAGCAUGGCAGCAGACAGCAACAUGGCUCCUGAAGGAAAGCCGGGUACUACUCCUGGGAAAAGGGCUGUCCACAAGAUCCGAAUGGCCAGCCUAGUCUUCAGCUUGGCGCGAGGCUGGCAGCAGUGGGUAUCUGACCACCACGUAAAGCAAGCCCAGGAGCCCCCUGGAUGGGCCCCCCCUGCAGAAGAUUCAUCAGCUCAGCCUGCACAAGAAAGAUCCUAUGAGAAAUGGACAAUUCCAUCUGUCAAGAGGGACCAAGGAAAAGGUGACGAAAAAUCCAUAGCAAAGGAAUCUGUGACGAUAAGAGAUGCUGAAAAAAAUUCAAGGGAAUCAGAUGAAGCCCUCAAGAAGUUCAGCAUUAAAAGCAAAGAGGUGACAAAAACAGUUGUAAGCAAAGCCUAUGAACGAGGAGGGGAUGUUAGCCUCCUCAGUGAAAGAUAUGAGAAUAGCAGCUCCGAGACAGCCAAGCUCAAAGAAGAAUCAAGUGCUAUUGAUAAAAUUCUUAGUGACAAAUUAUCUCCAACGAUAAGGAGAAAGUGUUCAAACAUGGUAUCAGAGUUGACCAAGGGCUGGAAACAGAUGGAACAAGAGGACAAAGAGGGGGCUAAGGAAGAACUGCUGCUUAAGUCUCAUGAUGGCAGCCUGGAUGCAGAAGACAGUGGCUAUGGGGAAGCAGAGGACAAACUUGAGCAAGAAGAUAGUGACCAAGAGGUGACAGCUGUGAGGAUUAAACGACCUGUGCCAUCUUUAGCAAGCAGGCUUAGUGAAGCAGCGCGCACCAAAGCGCAGAGGAAGUACAGCCCUGUUAAUAGCCUGAAGGACAGAUGGCAAGAAUGGGCCGACCAGCACAUCAUAACGCAGAAGCUGAAUCCCUUCAGCGAGGAAUUUGACCACGAGCUGGCCAUGUCCACGCGCCUGCACAAAGGUGAUGAAGGCUAUGGCCGUCCAAAGGAAGGAACCAAAACUGCUGAAAGAGCCAAGAGAGCCGAGGCCCAUAUCCACCGAGAGAUCAGGGAUAUGUGCUUCAUCAUUGAAUCGAUGGCUAAGCCACGGCCCGACGGCAAGAUCCAAGUCACUUUUGGGGAACUCUUUGAGAGAUACGUUCGUAUUUCAGAUAAGGUUGUUGGAAUCCUUAUGAGAGCCAGGAAACAUGGCCUGGUGCACUUUGAGGGAGAAAUGUUAUGGCAAGGAAGGGAUGAUAAUGUCAUAAUUACUUUACUGAAAUAAGCAUGCUACAACAAGAAAAACUUGUUUUGGAAAACCUUUUUCCACUACUCCCUUGCUAUUAGCGCUUGCACGCUGAAUAUGAGAUCCCCCCUGUGCACCCACACAGAAAAGACAUUGCUUUUCUAACUACUGCAUGAUAAUGCAAGCAUCUGAAUGGAUUUUUCUCUGUACCAGGAGGCCUUGCAGGACACCUCAGUUAAUUACUACAUGAAAUAUAAAGAGAAAUUCUAUACUGAAUAUAAGCAGCUGUUUAUAAUAAAUAGCUAUAAAAGAAUUCUGAUUUUUACUUGUUCUUAUAUUCAAGAUCUUCCCAACUACUUAAACUGGGAUGUCAGGAAUACAAACUAUGCCAGAUCAGAAGCUGAAUGACAGUGUAAGCUGAGACCAAGUUUUUAAUCUGUGAAAGUGAUCUUGUGCACUUAUUUCCUAACUAAUUUAUUUAAACACAUGUAAAAGUCGUUUUAUUUGAACACAGAAUCAAGGAUACCGUAUUUGUUUCCUUUACAAGCAGGACGUGAAACU
This is a messenger RNA of Falco peregrinus (peregrine falcon), 11697 nucleotides long. It is a transcript of the gene ABRA, whose product is annotated as actin binding Rho activating protein. The record is from RefSeq and is a predicted model, not a curated record. The transcript is spliced from 2 exons. Bases 9952 to 11175 code for a protein of 407 amino acids. Gene Ontology annotation, biological process: positive regulation of Rho protein signal transduction; positive regulation of transcription by RNA polymerase II. Gene Ontology annotation, cellular component: sarcomere. Gene Ontology annotation, molecular function: actin binding. NCBI's taxonomy places the organism in Eukaryota, Metazoa, Chordata, Aves, Falconiformes, Falconidae.